Paramuricea clavata is the source of this 1513-nucleotide messenger RNA. NCBI's taxonomy places the organism in Eukaryota, Metazoa, Cnidaria, Anthozoa, Malacalcyonacea, Plexauridae. The record is from the annotation of a GenBank genome assembly.
AAAACAGUAAUUUAUUUUGUACAAACAUUUGGCAAUAUUUACACGAUUGCGCCUUUUUAUAAACACUUGUUGCGUGUAUUCCACGCAAUUGCAUGUCUCAUUUUGCUCGCGCAUUGCUCAGACAAAUUUCUCACCUGUUGCACUGAAGUAAUAUUGCGCAUGUUCCAUUCUGAUGGUAAACAAGCUGUUUCUAAUGAUCGGUUGAAGAGGGAGCAGAGGCUUGGCGCAAUUUCAUUGCUACAAGUUUUAAGGAGACGAGCAGGGAUUUCAUCAGGCCCCCUUGCUUUCGUGAUGUCCAGAGUGUUGAGAUAAUUUGUAGAUACCAUCGAUGGAUAUAUGAUUUAUUCAUAAUUUCUUUGCAACCACAAGAUUGAAUUGCGAAAUUAUUUACUAUACACUAAAAUUUAAAACAUUUAAAACAGCCUCUCCAAAACUUACAAAAUCGAUUAGUUUAAGGUGAGUCUAAAUGUAUGCUGGUAAGCAAAUGGUGAAGUUAGUUCCCUUUGUUUUCAGGUUAUUUUCUUGAAUAAGCUGUCCACCAUGGCUUGACGCCUUUCAGAUAGUCUAAAUAGACCAGACAUGUGUAGCACUUCAUUGUAUGGGCGGAUAGGAAAAAUUAUCCGCAUGGCACGCUCUUGAACACUUUCGAGCUCCUGAGCAAGAUAGGCUGGAAUGCUGUUGUGGAAAACUGGACAUGUGUACUCUGUAAUAAGAUGGAUGCAGGUACAAUAAAAUUGAAUUAGCUCAGUAAUUCCCAGGCCCGACCAUUUGAGUUGAGAUAGGCUGUAUAGACAUUUCAGAGCUUUCUUUAUAACCACAUCGAUGUGACCAUUCCACUUAAAAUUAUAAGAUACAUUAAGUCCAAGAAUGUUGGUGUCAGUUACAGUAUCAAUAGGAUUGUCAUUAAAGGAGCUGUGUCACCGCGUGCGCAUCCUUUCUGCACAUAACAAAAACACUUCGGAAAUUGUCGGAAGUCGAUCGGGAAAAUAUGCCGCCAUGAGAUGAGUGAAGGCAAAACAACAUCAGGGAAAUCAACAUGGUAAGUUAAAAUUUGCAUAUAUUUGCAUAUGGCAACGCAAAUAUAUUAUUUUAAUAUUUUAAGUUUGUUAAUCAGUCCUGUGGCUUUGUUUGAUAUAGGCAAGUCAUUGUAAGUGCAAGAGUUUGUGUAGUACAUGGAGAAAAGUGGAUGGAACGCGGGGAUGUCCUUGCAAAGGAGACAAUGUAUUAUGCUCGGAUGAUUGAUUGUAAGUGCGGUACUCGUGCUAACCCUUGCAAGAAUAAAGUAAGUCUAUGAAGAAAAGUACAUCUUGUUUGUUGUUUAUUUGUUCAGUAUGACAGCCUUCGAUUUGAAAAUAUAUUAUUUCAUUGUGUUUGUUGUAAUUUUGUAGACAAUGGCAGAAAAUCAAGAGCGAGAGGUUUUCGCUUAAGCAACAAUCCUGUGGAAUCUGAGGAAAGUCAGAGAGAAAAGGAAAACGACGUUAGGGUAGAUCUUAUCGUGAUUUGUAUUAUAUAG